AUGGCGUCCACCAGAAUUUGUGCCUGUAUGCUUGUUGUCCAACCUCAAAACUAUUUGCAUACGGGGAUUCCACGGGAAGCUAAACGAGAUGGAGGUGUCAAAGUAUUUGCUAAAGCAUGGCGAGGUACAAUUUGUUAUACCAAUGAUUUGGGUGUAGCAGAAGAGAUGAUGUCACGGCAGGAACUUUCGAAGUUCCCAAGGGGUUCAAAGACUUGCCAAGUUGAACUUUUGGAACUCAAGUCCUAG
This is a messenger RNA of Prunus armeniaca (apricot), 246 nucleotides long. The record is from the annotation of a GenBank genome assembly. Lineage: Eukaryota; Viridiplantae; Streptophyta; Magnoliopsida; Rosales; Rosaceae.